AUGGUCCAUCUCGCCAAAGUGAAUAAGGAUGCUGAGAUCCAGCCCCUGCAGCCGUUGCAGCCCGGCCCGUCCAGAGAGGACACCUUAUCCAUGAACGUCUAUGGAAGCAGUUUUGCCGCGGAAGAAUUACCAGCUCAUGAGAUGCCGGAGAAGGAGAUGCCGCCUGAGAUUGCGUAUCGAAUGAUCAAGGAUGAGCUGAGCCUGGAUGGACAGCCGCUUCUAAAUCUUGCAAGCUUCGUUACUACCUACAUGGAAGAUGAAGCCCAGAAGCUCAUGACCGAAUCCUUGAGCAAGAACUUCAUCGACUAUGAGGAAUAUCCCCAAACCGCCCAGAUCCAAAACCGCUGUGUCAAUAUGAUUGCCCGGCUGUUCCACGCACCCACUGCAAGCGCCGCGACGGAAGAUUCCCUGGGCACGUCAACAGUCGGGUCCUCCGAGGCUAUUAUGCUGGCCAUGCUUGCCAUGAAGAGGACCUGGGCCAACAAGCGCAAAGCGGCGGGCAAGGACUGUUCAAAGCCCAACAUCAUUAUGAACAGCGCAGUCCAAGUCUGCUGGGAGAAAGCCGCACGGUACUUUGACGUUGAGGAACGAUACGUGUUCUGCACGGAAAAACGGUACGUAAUCGACCCUAAAGAGGCCGUGGAGAUGAUCGACGAGAAUACGAUUGGCAUCUGCGCAAUCCUGGGAACCACCUACACGGGCGAGUACGAGGACGUCAAGGCCAUCAACGACCUGCUUGUGUCCAAGAAGAUUGCCUGUCCGAUCCAUGUCGACGCGGCCAGUGGCGGGUUUGUUGCUCCCUUCGUCAAUCCCGACUUGGAGUGGGAUUUCCGACUGGAGAAUGUCGUUUCUAUCAACGUUUCCGGUCACAAGUACGGCCUGGUCUACCCCGGUGUGGGAUGGGUCUUCUGGCGCUCCCCGGAGUACCUCCCCAAAGACCUCAUCUUCAACAUCAACUACCUGGGCGCCGAGCAGGCCAGCUUCACUUUGAACUUCUCCAAGGGCGCUUCUCACGUUAUCGGCCAGUAUUACCAACUCAUUCGCCUUGGAAAGCAUGGCUAUCGCGCCAUCAUGACCAAUAUUACCCGCAUCGCCGACUAUCUGUCCGAGAAGCUGACAGAACUGGGCUUUAUUAUCAUGAGCGACACUCAUGGCCGUGGCCUGCCGCUGGUCGCCUUCCGCUUUCCCCCCGACGAAUCUCGCUUCUAUGAUGAGUUCACCCUUGCUCAUGUUCUACGUGAACGCGGCUGGGUUGUCCCGGCGUACACCAUGGCGCCGCAUAGUAAUAAUCUCAAGAUGAUGCGGGUCGUUCUGCGCGAGGACUUCACCAUGAACCGCUGCCACACGUUACUGGAAGACAUCAAGGCCGCUUUGAAGACAUUGAAAGAUAUGGAUAAGAAUACCAUGGAGAAGUUUGAACAACUGUCUCAUAUCCACGGCUCCAAUUCCGCCAGAGCUCAACGCAAGCACAAGCAUUCGUAUUACCAUGGCGAAAAGCACUCCUUGCAGGGAAAAACAGGCAAAACCCAUGCGAUUUGUUGA
This is a messenger RNA of Penicilliopsis zonata CBS 506.65, 1542 nucleotides long. RefSeq lists its product as hypothetical. The transcript is spliced from 4 exons. The record is from RefSeq and is a predicted model, not a curated record. The coding region runs from base 1 to 1542 and encodes 513 amino acids. Gene Ontology annotation, cellular component: cytosol. Gene Ontology annotation, molecular function: glutamate decarboxylase activity; pyridoxal phosphate binding. NCBI's taxonomy places the organism in Eukaryota, Fungi, Ascomycota, Eurotiomycetes, Eurotiales, Aspergillaceae. Gene Ontology annotation, biological process: L-glutamate catabolic process.